Molecule: messenger RNA, 1731 nt
Organism: Nelumbo nucifera (sacred lotus)
Lineage: Eukaryota; Viridiplantae; Streptophyta; Magnoliopsida; Proteales; Nelumbonaceae
Biological process (GO): proteolysis
Molecular function (GO): dipeptidyl-peptidase activity; serine-type exopeptidase activity
Source: RefSeq, a predicted model, not a curated record
GACCUGUCAAACCUCUCCCACUCUCUCUCUCUCUCUCUCUCUCUCAAGAUCACAAACAUGAGGAUAGUGGCUUUAGGCUUCACGCUUCUGUGGGUUCUUCUCUUGAUUCUUAUCUUUUCUCCUACCUCAAACGCCAAAAUUGCUUCCAGAUUCCCUUCUUCUAUCGUUCGGCCUGAUCUAGCAUCUCUGUCUAUCAAAAGCCAGCAGUUCUAUGAAACAAAGUAUUUCACUCAAACGCUUGAUCACUUCAAUUUUCAGCCACAGAGCUACCAGACCUUUCAACAGAGAUAUCUGAUCAAUGAUAAGUACUGGGGUGGGGCUCAAAACAAUGCUCCGAUCUUUGUUUACACCGGAAACGAAGGAGAUAUUGAAUGGUUCGCGCAGAACACGGGUUUCAUGUAUGAGACUGCACCAAAAUUCAAAGCCCUUCUGGUUUUCAUCGAGCAUAGAUUUUAUGGGAGUUCUAUUCCUUUUGGYGGUGAUAAAGAGGUAGCUUACAGCAAUGCAAGUACGCUCGGGUACUUGAGCUCAACGCAGGCGUUGGCCGACUAUGCCACAUUGAUCAUCGAUCUGAAGAAGAAUUUAACUGCAGAAGACUCUCCUGUGAUUGCUUUUGGAGGGUCUUAUGGAGGAAUGUUGGCUGCAUGGUUUAGACUGAAAUACCCACAUGUUGUUGUUGGAGCCUUGGCAUCUUCUUCUCCAAUCCUGAAUUUUGAAGACCUCACUUCUCCAUACGGUUUCAAUAGCAUUAUCACAAAUGAUUUCAGGAGUGAAAGUGAGAAUUGCUACAAAGUGAUCAAAGGGUCAUGGAAGGAGAUUGAGGACACUGCAAAACAACAGGGUGGACUGGAGGUUCUUAGAAAUUCAUUCAAAUUAUGCAAGAAGGCAUUCACUGCAGAUGAUCUAGAAAGCUGGAUUGAAACAGCUUUAAUUUAUACCGCCAUGACUGAUUAUCCGACUCCUUCCAACUUUCUUCAGCCCUUGCCAGCUUAUCCCGUUAAGCAGAUGUGCAAGGCCAUCGACAAUCCAACGGUGGGGAACGACACUUUUGCCAGAUUGUACGGUGCGGUUAACAUCUACUACAACAACACUGGUAAUGCCACGUGUUUUGACAUAGAAGAUGAUUCAGACCCACACGGCCUAAGUGAAUGGACAUGGCAGGCGUGUACAGAGAUGAUAUUGCCAACAGACGGAAACAAGAAUGACAGCAUAUUUCCAGCAUCAGAAUGGGAUUACGCGAACCGAGCCACCAAUUGCCAAUUUGCAUUUGGCAUUAAUCCAAGGCCGCAUUGGAUUACAACUGAAUAUGGUGGUUAUGAUAUUAGGAGGGUCUUGAAGCGGUUCGGCAGCAACAUCAUCUUCUUCAAUGGUUUAAGAGAUCCUUGGAGUGGUGGAGGGGUUCUUGAGAGUAUAUCCAAGAGUAUCAUUGCCAUUGUGGCAAAAGAAGGUGCCCACCAUGUAGAUUUGAGGUUUUCAACUAAAGAAGAUCCAGAGUGGCUUCGAGACGUUAGGAAGAGAGAAGUAGGCAUCAUAAGAAAGUGGCUAUCACAAUAUUACAACGAUUUGGCCUAGCCCUCUUCUUAGAUUCAACAAGUUUUUUUUGAGUACAUAGAUUCAACAAAUUUACCAGCUAUUGUCAUUUGCCAACUAUUUAAUGGACGAAUUUACUAACAUUUUUUAAUGGUUAAGAGCCAUUAAUUAUUUUGUUUUACAGGCUUUAUUGUUCCUCAC